Molecule: messenger RNA, 417 nt
Organism: Colletotrichum karsti
Lineage: Eukaryota; Fungi; Ascomycota; Sordariomycetes; Glomerellales; Glomerellaceae
Exons: 4
Coding region: 1-417 (138 amino acids)
Source: RefSeq, a predicted model, not a curated record
AUGGCGUACCGCAGAUUACAACGUCAAGCCGGUCGUCGAAAAGCUCCAAACCUGUCCGAGGCGGGAAAGCGCAUUGCCAUCACCCACAACCAUCCAGUCUCUCUCGAUAAGCCAGUCAAGAUGGGAGGUGGCCCCAAAGUUCCGUACCCCAAGCACGUCUGGUCGCCGGCCGGUGGCUGGUACGCCCAGCCCGCGAACUGGAAGCUGAACACGGCCAUCAUCGGCUCCGUCAUGCUCGGCACCGUCGCCAUUAUCUGGAGGAUUAGCGCCGAGAAGGAGGUGCGCUACGUCAUGCCUCGGGAGGGCAGCUUCUUUCCCAGCAGAUACUGGUCGAAGCAAUUGAUCGAGUACGACCGAGAACAGGCGGCGAAGAAGGCGAAGGAGACGGCGCAGUCGGAGGCUAUUCAGAACUCAUAA